This is a messenger RNA of Bombina bombina (fire-bellied toad), 483 nucleotides long. It is a transcript of the gene CPLX4, whose product is annotated as complexin 4. NCBI's taxonomy places the organism in Eukaryota, Metazoa, Chordata, Amphibia, Anura, Bombinatoridae. Gene Ontology annotation, molecular function: syntaxin binding. The transcript has 3 exons. Gene Ontology annotation, biological process: neurotransmitter transport; synaptic vesicle exocytosis; regulation of neurotransmitter secretion. The record is from RefSeq and is a predicted model, not a curated record. Bases 1 to 483 code for a protein of 160 amino acids. Gene Ontology annotation, cellular component: terminal bouton; SNARE complex.
AUGUCUUUCUUAUUAAAGAGCAUGGUCAGCAGUCAGAUGAAAAGCUUUGGUUUAGGUGGCACCAGUGAAGAAAAAAAAGAAGACAGUGAGGUUUCUGACCCGGCAGCAGCUCAAGGAAUGACCCGAGAGGAAUAUGAGGAAUAUCAAAGGCAACUGGUUGAAGAACAGAUGGAGAGAGAUGCUAAGUUUAACCAAAGAAAAGCGGAACGAGCGACAUUGCGAGUACAUUUGAGAGAGAAAUAUAAGCUUCCACAGAGUGAAAGAGAUGAGAAUCAAAUACAGAUGGCUGGAGAUGACGUAGACUUACCAGAAGAACUUCAAAAAAUGGUUGCAGAGGAUCAAGUUGAAGAGGAGGAAAAAAAUUCAAUAUUUGGACAAAUCCCAAACAUUCAAAAUAUUGAUAUGGACACCAUUAAAGAGAAGGCAACAGCAACAUUCACUGAAAUGAAACAGGCGGCAGAAGAAAAAUGUUCUCUAAUGUAG